AUGAAUCCUGCCCAUGGCCUGGUCUGCCACAGACCAGGCUUCUCAGUGGCGCGCAUAUCAGACUGGAUCCACGACUCAGACAGCUUAAGUGGGCUCACCAUGUUCUUUGCGCGUUCGGGGGCAGAGCACGACUCCUUUCGUCACUCUGGGCGGACACAGACUGUGCUCCAACCAGGAUUCCAGUUCUUUGUCCGGUCCGGCGCGGACCAGACAAAGAUCGUGAUCGUGACAGGUCCGCUCGAGCUCUAUGUUGCUGCAGUGGUGGCACGAGAGUCCUCGAUAUCGUCCUCCCACACAAGCAAUAACGCGCGAGUUGUGCGCGAAACCCACUCACGCUCAUAUGAUUCCCCGCAAUCGGCGUGGGCUGUGAAGGGAAGGCCUGUUGGUUCCAGCUGUGGGAAUGGCAGAUUAAGGAAGCCGGUAACUGAGGACUUAGGAAACGCCAAUGGCGAGUUUGACGGCGUGAGAUGGUCGUAUCCACCAGAACCAUCGGUGGAAGGUUGUUCCCACGCACAGACCUCUGAGCCGCAACCGCCAACGGCGCGCUGCGCAGCUCUCGCGUUCGUCUUCAAUCCCUUCUCGCUGUUUCCACCCCCACCUCUCUUUGUUUCCUCCCAAGGCUACCAAAGAAGGACGGCAGCUCAGUGUAGUCCCCACUGUCAACUGGACGCGUAUCCUACCCCGCGCGAACGAGAGGACGUCGCGCCCGCACUGUGGGCCGCUCUGUGCGCGGCCGAAGCCGCCUGUGAUGUUGGAAAACCGAAAGCGGACUGCGUGGAACGUACGCGCGCGCUCGUCGCCGCGAAGGAGGAAGAGGUCGGCGGUGCCGUCGAGAUCCGCUUCGACUACAUCAAGAUGAACGACCUCGUUAUCCCGCUCUACCAAUGGCUCGAUCAAGGACCUCUGCCCGAUCCUCAGCGGCAUGUUCUCCUUCGUCCUCUUCGGCGAGUCCGUCUCGCUCCCGCGCAUCGUGUGCGACUCAAUUGGAAAUCUGGGAUCAUAACCCCCACCAGGACUGGUCCUCGCCACAUCUUCGACUCGUGCGGACGGCUCGUUGAUGCGUCACUUCCGCCUGGCCUGGUGAUAUUCCGACGCGACCGCGCGCAUGCUGACGACCAAGGUCGACGAGGUGGUCCGGAAGCGGCUCAUGAGCUGGCUCGACAGCAGCCUGAUCGCGUCUGUCGCCGCACGCGAGACAAAGAAAGUCGCGCAGGCCCGGCGGAGGCGCGCUGGCGGAAGCUGCAGGAGGCAAGGAGCGGGCUCCCGACGCCUGGUGAGGACGGCGUCGAUAAAUAUCGGGUACCCGCGCUAGGAAUAGCCCAGCACGGAUGCGCUCAGGAGAUCUCCAGAGCACUCUCAAGACAAUGCUCAGAGCUGCUCUGGAGUGCUCGCCGAGCAGGCGGCUGUGUCUCUCGAGCGCCUGCGGGGUGCCGGCUGAGCUAUGGGGGCUACAGAAAUGGCACUUGUCUACCCGUGAUCGGACUGCUCUGGAGUCUCCGGAGCACUCCUGUGACAGGUCGUUUUUUCCUGAUGCUCGUUCUCCCCCGCGUCCGUCUGUACUCGCCUCCCGGUGCCCAUAGGGACCAACCGCCUGGUAUCGAUUGCCUUUACCCUUGUCCGACCUCGUCCGAGCCGCCGACUUCUAACACUCACUGCUGUGGCAGAUACCAGUCCCUUGAUAGCGGAAAUGGAAUGUUCCAAACGCCAGAAAGAAUACUAGCCGAUGUUUGGAGACGCAGAUCAGAAGCUGGGAUGACGAGGGCUAGCACGCCUGGGCAAGACGCGUCCUGUGGCAGCACCGGCGGGCGAUACGAUGUCCCUCCUCCGGCUUAUCUGAUCGCUGUGGACGACGAGAGCCCCCGCGAUCCGGCGAUGUUCUCACCGAUAGGCUUUUCGCGGCACGUCUAUCCCUCCCAGCGCCGCGAUUUCGACGACCCGCGCGUCAGCUGGUCAUCACGAGCCCGCGCCCGCGCCCCCCGCCCCCGAGCAGCGUCCGCGCCAGGGACCGAUAGCAUCUUGCGCGCCCGUAGAGCCCCGCGUGCGGGGUCGCAGGCGGACUCCCGGGAGUCUGGAAGCUUGUUCCGCGCGCCUGCCUGCCCCGACGCCGUUCCUGGCGGCGCCCAGCGAUGUGGACAUUGGUCCAGACCGGGCGCAGCAGCACGCCUGGGGCCCGCCCCGCAGUGUGGGCGGCGUGGCGGAGUCGGCAGCUCAGCCCGUCACAUGCGAAUUGGGGUGCGAAUGGCGAGGGGGCGGCCGGGGCCCGCAGCCGAGUCUGAACGUGGCUACGCACCUUCGCUGGGGAUCCGCGGUGUGGCCAGACCGGGGAUGGUCGAAAGGCUGCGACAUGGAUGA
This is a messenger RNA of Epithele typhae, 2352 nucleotides long. RefSeq lists its product as uncharacterized. The transcript has 9 exons. NCBI's taxonomy places the organism in Eukaryota, Fungi, Basidiomycota, Agaricomycetes, Polyporales, Epitheliaceae. The record is from RefSeq and is a predicted model, not a curated record. Bases 1 to 2352 code for a protein of 783 amino acids.